Molecule: messenger RNA, 1471 nt
Organism: Limulus polyphemus (Atlantic horseshoe crab)
Lineage: Eukaryota; Metazoa; Arthropoda; Merostomata; Xiphosura; Limulidae
Product: ras-related and estrogen-regulated growth inhibitor-like
Exons: 5
Coding region: 132-1148 (338 amino acids)
Molecular function (GO): GTPase activity; GTP binding
Source: RefSeq, a predicted model, not a curated record
UAUAUAAACAUUUAAAUAUUAAAAUUUAGAAAAAAAUCUACAUAUUAGAUAUAACUCCACAAAUCUAAAUGUUCGUAUAAAAAGCUACUGACAAAAGCACUGAACAACGCUAAGAAAGUCUACUUCAACACAUGCCCCAGUCCUUGUCAAAGAUGCAUCAUCAAGUUCUACAUGAUAGCGUUAGUGGAGACUCCUCUCCAUCACUCAUCUUCCCUCCUCGGUAUCCAGGCAACAAAUCAGUGUUUGGUAGGCUGUCACAAUAUGUCCGUCCAAGACCAGUGAAGGUUAUGGUGCUAGGCUUAGCAGGAGUAGGAAAGUCGGCCCUAACUGUACGUUUCAUCACAAGAAGGUUUAUUGGAGACUAUGACCCUACUCUAGAAGACGUUUACACUCACGAGACCUUGUUCAACAAUGAACCGGUUAUUUUCCACAUUCUGGACAGCGCAGGUCACAGUCAUGACACGGAGCCAUUUUUUCUAGAAUCCAACAUUCGCUGGGCUGAUGCAUUCAUUCUGAUGUAUUCUGUUACUGAUAAAUGUAGUUUUGAUGAGUGCAAUCGUCUAAAGUUUCUCAUCAAUCUCUACAACAAAAGAUGCCGCAUUCUGGGAACCCCAUUAUUUCCUGGACACGAUACCGAAGUUCCUGUAUUAUUAGUUGGAAACAAAGCCGACCAGUAUGGUGAUAGAAUGAUCUCGAAAGUGGAUGGAGAACGUAGAAGUCACGACAUAGGUUGUGCGGGAUUUCACGAAAUUUCUGUGCGAGAGUCUAUUGAUGACGUAGAGACCGUCUUUAGGGAUCUCUACCAGCACUGGAAAACAUGGAAUAAAACAAGCAAAAUGAGGCGUUGUUCCAGUGAUGCUGGUUCAGCACAGUCUGUUAAGCGACUUCCAAUUGUCAGCAAGACUCCCCUGUUAAGCUUCCAGGAGGAAAAAACCCGCGUAGAACCUCAAGAAAAUGUCGCAGAGGCAUCAACUAGGUUUUUACAGGAAUCUGAACCAUACACUUUCAGAGAACGAGCCUGUACUGACGGAACUUUACAUACAUCAGCUAGAUGGCGUCUCAGAACUACUAGGUUUAAGAAUGGGGGCAACUCUCCUCUUCAGGUUCGAAGAAUGAGUAUUAGUAUGCGAGGAAGUGAAUCAAACUAAUAACAUAUCAGAGUCUGCAUUUAACUAACAUUUGCUUAAUGCAGUCAGACGGCGCUGUUGUGCGAUUUAAUUUAUAUUCCUAAAUUAUUAUGGUAAUAAUUAUAUUUGUCUUACCUAAAUAUUAUUUGUGUAUGAAACGUAUUGCUGUAUAUGUAUUGUGAUGCGUAUACAAAAGUAGUAGCUUUGCUUGUCGCCAGUAAUGUAGAUUUUGAGAAAAACCUUACUUGUAGUUUUAAUUUGUCAAUUUUAGCGAUUAAUGUAUCUUAAUGACAAUUCUUUCAAUCAAGGGAAAACGAGCGUUAAUGUUGUCUUUGUUUAUGAAA